GGGGGAGUUUACAUGUGUGUUGCAUCGCUGCAGCGUCUCAUGUGAAGGGUUGCUCUGUAAAACUUUGUUAACACAUAUCAGCCGACCUUAAACACCGGCGUGACCGCGUUGUGCUACGCUCUUUGACUGAAAGGAUGCCGUCGUGAUGCAGUCACAGCCGGUGAUGUUUACAGCUGCUAUGAUUCUUUUCUCUGCAAACAAGUCGACUGAGAGUGUUUUUGGAUCUAGUUCCUGAAACAUUGUUCAGAACACUAAGAGAGGACGUGUUCUGAGGACUCAACAGCUGCCGUCAGAUUUGGGAUUUGGAUGUCAACAUGGAUGGCAUUAAUGACCACAUCUGGCAGCGGCGCAUCCAUCACGGGGUUAGGCAUCAGAAAUGCGCAAUCCCGUUCCCAGAGUCAGUUGAAAUCGGGUUGGAGUUCAACGUGGCAUUGGAAAGGAAAGAAAAGUUAGAUCUGUGUCUGCUAACGAACGCUGUGAUGCUGGAGCUUUGUGACUUUGCCAAAACGGUGACCAAGUCCGAGACAUAUUUCUUGUUCGAAAUGCUAGAGUUCAACUUUGACCUUGGUGUGGACAUGGACAAUGACAUGCAGUGCUAUGAAUACGCAAGACGAGUUCACAGUAAAAUAAAGCUGCUGAAGGAACAAAUCAAGUUGAAACCUCGUAGAUGGAAAGAACCAUUUCUAUUACCAGACCGAAACACUAUGAUGGAGUACACUGGGUCACAGCAGUCGGGACGCUACUACCCUAAAAGGAACAAAAUCGUGGAUAGUUCAGUCCUCACUGAUGGCAGCAAGAACACCCAGUCUGAUCCAGAAAAUCAGGAGGCGAAUGGAGCUGUUAGCAGUGCCUGCAUGGUAAAGAAACCAGGAGGACUCAGAUCAAAACUAGCAGGUGAUGCUUACCCCUGCUGUAAAGAACUUGGUGUGACACUGACUGUUCGACCAGAUGACACCAAACAGAAACUAGACCCACAUCUGCUAAAUAAUGGUGUGAUGCUGGAACUGCUUUACUUUUCAAGAGUGCUUUGUGGAACACAGACUGGGAUAGUUCACGACUUGGUCAAGCAAAAUUUUGGUCAUGAGUUGGAUAAAAUACUGUUUCGUAUGCAAGUAUCCAAGCUGAUGGAGCGAAAAUACGCCUGCAUGACAGCCGAGGACAGGGACGCUUUCCGAAAGGAGCCUUUUAAAGUCCAGACUAAGAAACGGGAACAGAAUCGUAAAAGGAGGAAAAGCCUUGACACAAAUUAUCAAGAACUGCAAAAACUAACAUUGGCCAGUAAGAGAAGGGGAACACUGAGGCACAGUAGCAAUGAUGCGAAAGAAAUAUGGCAGGAUAGUGACCUGUCGUACAUGUGUCCAGUUGAUUUCGAGAUAGAAAUGCUGUCAGGUACAGAGGCCAAACCACAAAAAAUGAAGUUUGAAAGUGGUUCCUCAGAAACAGCUGCAGAGACAAAGUCGGCAGUGUCUCUGGAUAUAGAGUGUGAAGAGGAAGAAGUAGUUGUCUCCCCUGUGCAGCCUCAGACUAAUGGUCACGAUUCUAGUUUAUUCAGCCUUCGUCCAAAGACCACAACUCAAAAAGCAGUCUCCGAUCUGUUUUCUGAAGAUAAAAAUGAGGACAUAAGUGUGAAAACACUGAAACAGAGGCUGUGGAUGAGACGUGCUGUUCGCACAAAACAAAUCCUGAAGUCUGGCAAAGUGAAUGACCUGUUUGCCCACUGCAGAGGGAUAGGUUUAGAUUUUAAUGUUGGUUCAGGCAACAAGCAGAACGUGGAUCUCCAACUCCUCACCAACUGCGUGUUGUGGGAAGUCUAUAAAUUUGCAGCUGCGCUGUCGAAGAGUUUUCGCAGUUUCUUAUUUGACAUUCUGGACAACAACUUUAACCUCGUCCUCCAAGAUGAGCUGCAUGAGCGCAAUUUCAUAUGUUACAUCGUAACAAAAGAAAAGAUUCUUCAGAACCACCCUGCGAGACAGAAAGUGGAGUUUCUCAACAGUCCCUUUCAGUUCCCUGAAGUUUACAACAUGGUUGACGUGACCAGCAAUUUUCAAAGUGGACAAGACGCUAAGACAGAGCAGCAGAGAAACUGGGAUUCACCAUCCCAGGCGUCAGGCCAGCAGGCAGAUAUGGAGCUACACCCGUUCUGUCACAAGUUAGAUCUCAACCUUUGGUCGACAGAAGAAUGUCCGGCGAACCAAAAGCUUGAUCUGACCAUCCUGACCACCGGCGCUGUCCUCGAAAUAACCGGCUUUGUCAGAGAGCUUUGCGGAGCUUUCCGUGAGACAGUUAAUGACAUCCUUGAGCACAAUUUCGACCUUGAGCUUCAAAGUGGUGCGACCAAGGCCGCACAGGUGAUCCAGAGAUGGUACUCAACUCAGAAAAGCUUGAUGAAAAGGCAAAACGCAUCACCGAAGAUAAGUAGGUGGUUGAACAUGGUUGUGCCACUGAACGGUCACUCGCAGCUCGAUCCACAACCACCAAGUGGCAACCAGCUGGAGGAUCUGGAUGCAGAAGACUCAAAGCUGGGCAUAGAAAUGCAACCUUUCAGCGGAAAUGUGCGACAGGUGAAAAGGGUCAACAGCUAUCACAUCUGCAAAGAAAUAGGAUUGGACCUUAACAUUGGCUAUAAAUCAGAAGCCAAAACCAAACUCGAUUUGCGAGUGCUGACAAGAGGAGUCCUCCUUGAGGUGCACCAGUAUGUACUGCAAAACUGCCAGCAAUACAUUCCCGCUCUGUACGCGAUUCUGGAGUACAACUUCAAUCUGAGCUCUCAGAACCAUCGUAAGGCGGAGUUCGCCUGCUCCAUUGCAUCACAAGUGAUAGCCAUAGCUGGAAAAAACAGCAGAAAGGGAGGUUAUCUGAACAAAGUGUUUGAGCUGCCCUUCGAUAUCUCAGAGUCCUCACAGAUUUUCUGCAAAGAGGAGGAGGACGGAUACAACGAGCUGGACCUUAACGAUAACUUGGACAUAGUGUUUGUUCGAGAACUGAAGCCCGUUGACAUAGAAGUCGAGAUUGAGUAGAGUCGUAUGUCCUUUUUUUAUUGUGGAAAAUCAGUGUUCAGAUUAGUCCUCCACUUGAAGAUAUCAUGGUAAAGCAAGAAAAAUGUGGACAAAACUAGUCAGCUGUAUUAGGAAUGUGUUCUUCUGUGGACAUAAACGCACACAUCGGCAGUCAUUAAACUUAAAAAAAAAAAAAACUAGUGAGGGAAGUGUUGUACAAUUACUUCUUCUUCAGAGCAGAAACAGCUCAGUAGAAGCUGCACGUGGAUGAAAGAAAUCAGAAUUUCCCACCUUGGAUGUACAAGAUGUUCAUUUUUGUGUCAUUCUGUUGUCCAAACCUU
Chelmon rostratus (copperband butterflyfish) is the source of this 3337-nucleotide messenger RNA. RefSeq lists its product as uncharacterized. The transcript is spliced from 2 exons. Bases 315 to 3017 code for a protein of 900 amino acids. Lineage: Eukaryota; Metazoa; Chordata; Actinopteri; Chaetodontiformes; Chaetodontidae. The record is from RefSeq and is a predicted model, not a curated record.